This is a messenger RNA of Cryptomeria japonica (Japanese cedar), 3147 nucleotides long. RefSeq names its product CRM-domain containing factor CFM2, chloroplastic. The transcript is spliced from 10 exons. Bases 115 to 2685 code for a protein of 856 amino acids. The record is from RefSeq and is a predicted model, not a curated record. Gene Ontology annotation, molecular function: mRNA binding. NCBI's taxonomy places the organism in Eukaryota, Viridiplantae, Streptophyta, Pinopsida, Cupressales, Cupressaceae. Gene Ontology annotation, biological process: RNA splicing, via transesterification reactions.
CUACUUACUGCUGUGGCUACUCUUGAUCCCAUAAGCUAAUAGUGUUAUUUACAUCUUUCAUGUGAGGAUGCGCUUGGUUCUUUUGGAUAGAGUUACCGUUCAGUGGCUCGUAGAAUGGAGCUUUCCAUAAUUAGUCCAUUGCAAUUCCAACUGAAUGGUGCACGCACCUCCUUUUCUUCCAAUCUGCAAGUGCCCAAGAACAGGUAUACGUUGAAAUGCUAUUGCGGCGAGCAGGUCAGGAUGAGCGCCAUUCAAAGAAUUUGUGACAAGUUGAGAAGGGAAGGAUAUGUGAAUGCCGAGGAGGACGGUUGUGAUAAUAAGCUCAGAUUGGGCGCGGGUGAAAUAUUUCUUCCCAGUCCAAAAGAGCUCCUGAAAGAAGGAAAGAGGGUAGGCCAUUCACUUGAGCCAAAGGCAAGAGUUGGUCUGCCAACUCUGGCAGAAAUGGUGCUACCUGUCGAGGAGGUGAAGAGGCUGACAACCUGUGGACUAGGAAUUCCCAACAUCAACACCCUCAAGAUUGGCAAGGCUGGCGUUACCCAAGGUAUCAUCCACUCCAUUCACCAGAGAUGGAAGAAUUCCGAGGUCAUCAGGAUCAAAUGCGACGACUUAAGCCGCUCCAACAUGAGAACUACUCAUCACCUCUUGGAGAUGAAAACUGGAGGAAUCGUGGUUUGGAGGGCUGGAAGUAUUAUUAUUCUCUAUAGAGGAACUAAUUAUGAACCCCCUUGUGUAAAAGCUGGUAGGAGCCUAGGGAUUACUUUGAAGCCUUCCAAUGAAAUGAUAUAUGCAGUUGAUAGAGUGGACGGUAACCUAUCUGUUGAUUCACCACAUAAAAGCAAUCUGACUGGCUUGACUGGCUUGGUAAAUGGUGACGAACCAACAUGUUCUUUUGUGAACUCUGAGACUGCAUUCUCUGAAAAGGAUUAUAUGUUUUGUACUCCCAAUAUGGAAUAUGAAAGGGAAUUCGACAGCCUAUUAGAUGGUCUGGGUCCUCGAUUUACUGAUUGGUGGGGAUAUGAUCCUUUGCCCGUAGAUGCUGACUUGUUACCAGCAGUUGUUCCUGGAUAUAAAAAGCCCUUAAGGGUUCUUCCUUAUGGUAUGAAACCCAAGUUGACUGACAACGAGAUGACAAGGUUGAGGAGACUUGGACGACCACUGCCUCCUCACUUUGCCCUAGGAAUAAAUGCGCACCUGCAGGGAUUGGCUGCUGCCAUGGUGAAACUAUGGGAACGGAGUGAAAUUGCAAAAAUUGCAGUGAAACAAGGAGUUCAAAAUAGUGACAGUGAAAAAAUGGCAGAAGAACUUAAGCGCCUUACAGCAGGUUCUCUGCUUUCAAGAGACAGGGAGUUCAUUGUCUUCUACAGGGGAAAAGAUUUUCUUCCUUCUAUUGGCGCUGUAUUAGAAGAGAAGAAAGCAAUGGAAAUGGUUAUUCAAGAGAAGUAUGAAAUUGAACAGUUGAAAGAAAUCUCACCAAUUCUGUCCCAAGGUGAAGUUGUAACUGUUGAAUCGAAUAUAGUUACUCAAUUUUCUGGAGCUGGAGAUCAGUGGAUCCAUAGUGAAGAGCAGAAAAAGAUAAGAGAAGAAGCAUCCAGAGCCAAGCAGAUUGCAGCAGCUAGAAGACUUGAUAGCAAACUGAAAUUUGCCUUAAGGAAGAACGAUGAAGUAGAGAAGGAAAUAGUUGAUACAGAAAUGGUUUUAGAUCCUGCUGACAAAGAGACAAUAACUGAAGAAGAAAGAUUCAUGUUACGUAAACUUGGGUUGAGAAUGAAACCUUUCUUACUUCUGGGUAGACGAGGAGUCUUUGAUGGUGUCGUAGAAAACAUGCACUUGCAUUGGAAGUACCGGGACCUAGUAAAAAUAAUUUGUAAAGAAAAGAGCAUUGUACAAGUCACUGACACAGCUAGAAUUUUGGAAUAUGAAAGUGGGGGAAUAUUAGUGGCAGUGGAAACAGUGUCCAAAGGUCAUGCCAUAAUUUUAUAUCGUGGGAAGAAUUAUCGACGUCCUACUGUGCUGAGGCCAAAGAGUCUCUUGACCAAGAAUGCAGCAUACAAACGUUCAAUUAAUAGUCAACGACGUGAGUCAUUGAAUCUUCACAUUCUACAACUGGAGAGAAACAUGGAACAGCUGAAAUCUCACCUUAGUGAACAUGACACAACACACACUGAACAUUAUGACAGCGAGAGUGAAAAGGAAGAUAGUUUGUCCAUAUUGCAGACAGGAAAAUCUGCAGCUGACUCACAGAAAACAAAUACUGAUGGUUUAGAGCAUAAGAAUAUGAAGAGUAAAAUGCCUGAAAUUAUUCAUCGAGCGGAGCCUCUCUCAAAUAAGAAAAGACUUGUACUAAGGAGGCAAGCUCUACAGAUGGAAAAGAAAGCUCAAUUUCACAUUGGAAAGAGCAAUGUUUUAUCUGGCCUUGCCAAGUUUAUCCGUUCCUACUUCGAAAAUCAUGCAUUUGUAAUAGUUGGAGUGAAGGGUCGUGCCAGGGGAACUUCCAUUCAAGAGAUUGCCUUCAAACUUGAGGAAGCUACAGGAGGAGUGUUGGUGUCCCAGGAGCCAGCCAAGCUUAUAUUAUAUCGGGGCUGGCCAGAAGGUGAAAAGAAUCCUUCUUAUGAUAAGGAGAGCAAAGAAUCACAAGAUAUUGCGCCUGAGUUGAUGACUGCAAUUCGGAAAGAAUGUGGUCUCUAGUGUAGAAGAGAAUAGCAAAUAUCUGGAACAAAGUUCAGCAAACUGUCAUUCAUUCUGAAAAGGGAUUUAAUAAUAUAAGGAUUACUGAUUAAGAUUAUAACCUUCCAUUAAAUUCUCAAGCAUGUGCAGUAGGAUAUGAUAAGAAGGUGCAGUCGAAUCCUUUGUAGCAACGACGGAUAGAAUUCGUUGUGAAGAUUGUGGAAUCUAUAGAGGUCAAACCAUCAAUAGCUCAAUUGGAGGGGCAGUUUUUGGAAGACUGAAUUCCUUGAAAUAUGCAAUUAUGUGUUAAUGUAUUAAUCAUUGGGUUUAUUAGUGUUAGUUUCUUUUUCUAUUUUUGGUCUGUUUCUUUCAGUUAUGGCAGUUUCUGUAAGGCAGUUUAACUGUUCUAUCGCUGCCCUCUAAUAUUUGAAAAUGUAUUCUUCUUUUGCAUCGAAUAAUACAGUACACAGUUUUUCUUUGCCA